UACUUUGCAUCCACUUUGGAACAAACAGUAUUGAGUCAUUCAAAACGAAUUCCUUGCUUUGUUAUGGGUAAAAAUCUGUAUCAGAAAGAUGGUGGUGGUGGUGAUAAUGGUGGUGGUGAAGAUGAUGAUUGCAUUUUACUAUUAACCCUGUACCACUGUCCAUAUCAUUCAUUUUUUCAUUCAUUCAGGAGCAAGGCCACAUCCAUAGUUAGUUGAACAAUGGCACUCUAGAAAACAACACAUCCCAAUUACUUUAUGACUCAUCUGAUAUUAACCCCAUUGUGGGACCAUUGUGGACUGAGGGAUGCUCCCCAUUCAUAUUCAGGUGUUGCCUUGACUUCUUUACAUUAGCGCUUGCGCAGACCAUCAUGAUUCAUGUCAGAGCGCGAUGAUGGCCUCAGGUCUAUGAUAUAUAAGUCUUGUUUCGAUGCUGUUUUGAAAACGCACUGUUGCAGGUUCAUUGGAAGGCACAAUUAUUGUAGAAGAGAUAUCCUUUUCAUAACAACUUCACAGAAACAUCUUCUGUCACAGUUAAACUCAGGUAUUUGACAACCACUUCAUUUUUUUGUUUAAUUUAAGGAAAUAGUUGUGGUGUUGUGUGCAGAUCAUUUAAUUAUUGAUGGAAAUGUAGCCUAUUUACCAUAAAAUGCAGUACUUAAUACUUGUAUACAGUAUUAAAUAAUAUUAUUCGAUGAGGUGGACAUAGUUAACAUAAAAGGGAAUUGAAAAGUAAUUAAAUAACAUAUUAUAGUUAAAUAAGCAAUUACAACAUAAGCAACUGCUUUUAUUGUUUUUCAAUGCAAAUAAAAYACAUGUAAAAUACAAAAUCAGUCUUUGUGGCAUAUGAAAAUACAAGUUUUUGUCAAAGGGACACUCCCAGCCUAGGCUACUUAACAUGCAUCUUCACUUUAAUUAAUUAAAUUGUGAUUAUGCACAUGAUAAAAAUGAGCCUACAUUUAAUUCUCAGAUUCCUYCCAAUCUCCUGAGAUGAAGGUGAAUGUCUUCGUUUUCGCCGUGGCUCUACUUGGUGCCUUCCAACCUCGCUAUGAAUGUAGAGCUAUUGAAACCCCCCGGGCGGUCCAUCCAUCCCACAAUCUACAGGCGGAGCUGCAACAGCAACUCCCUAUUCUUCUGCGACUAGGAGAGGAGUACUUCAUUCGGCUAGACAACUCCAAUCAAAAUUCGCUCCAGUCCUCCUCGCCGAACACAGCUCCUGGAGCUGCUGCGCCCUCAACAACGGUCAACAGGGCUUUACAACUUCAGCUCACGCAGCGCCUUCUACAAGGUAAAGUCGGUGACAUCAAUCGGUUUCUGAACAGCUACGCUAACCAGAUGGGUGAUUCCAUGGAAAUAGGAAAGAGGUCCGGGCCGGGCGAAGAGCCACCGAUCUCUUUGGACCUGACGUUCCACCUGCUGAGGGAAGUUCUAGAAAUGGCUCGAGCCGAGCAAUUAGCACAGCAGGCAAAUAGUAACCGAAAAAUGAUGGACAUAUUCGGGAAAUGAAAGUGUUA
Messenger RNA from Salvelinus sp. IW2-2015, 1511 nucleotides. The record is from RefSeq and is a predicted model, not a curated record. Lineage: Eukaryota; Metazoa; Chordata; Actinopteri; Salmoniformes; Salmonidae.